CUGGUCACUAAAGUGGUGGCUGUUGAUGUGGACUCUGGACAGAAUGCCUGGCUCUCCUAUAAACUGCAGAAAGCCACAGACAGGGCGCUGUUUGAAGUGGGCUUACAGAAUGGAGAAAUAAGAACUAUCCGCCAAGUGACUGAUAAAGAUGCUGUGAAACAAAGACUGACUGUUAUAGUGGAGGACAACGGGCAGCCCUCUCGUUCAGCUACAGUCAUUGUUAACGUGGCGGUGGCGGACAGCUUCCCUGAAGUGCUGUCGGAGUUCACUGACUUUACACACGACAAGGAGUACAAUGACAACCUGACUUUUUACUUAGUGCUGGCUUUGGCUGUAGUUUCCUUCCUCUUCAUCACGUGUUUAGUGGUUAUUAUAUCAGUGAAAAUCUACAGAUGGAGACGCGAGCGCCUGUUUUACAAAUCCAGUGGGAAUCUUCCUGUUAUUCCGUAUUACCCGCCCCUUUACGCAGACGUAGGAGGUACCGGUACGUUGAAACAGGCGUUCAGUUACGAGGUGUACGGAACUACUGACUCCAGGAAGAGCGAUAUAAAGUGCUCCCGACCCUUCAGUCAGAGUACUCUGAGUGUUGACCAUAAUGCUACCAGGACAGUGUCAAGGCAUAAAACAGAGUCAGAGAACAUGUUCACAGAGGUGAGAUCAGCUGCAUCAUUAAAAUGUUGUUUUUUUUCUUGUUGAUGUUUUUUUGUAAUCAGUACUUCAGUUCAGUAUAUCCACUGCUCAUCCAUUAUUUGGAUGGUAGUGGUAAUAUCUACUAUAAGUAUUCAAUGAAAUGUCUACUUCAGACAUCAGAUUCUUAUUGUGGUAAAAGUAGUCAACAAGUAUUUCGUCUCUUUAUCUUGUGCGGGUUUGG
This is a messenger RNA of Micropterus dolomieu (smallmouth bass), 871 nucleotides long. RefSeq names its product protocadherin gamma-A4-like. Gene Ontology annotation, molecular function: calcium ion binding. Gene Ontology annotation, biological process: homophilic cell-cell adhesion. Gene Ontology annotation, cellular component: membrane. The record is from RefSeq and is a predicted model, not a curated record. Lineage: Eukaryota; Metazoa; Chordata; Actinopteri; Centrarchiformes; Centrarchidae. The annotation marks the transcript as partial. The transcript has a single exon.